AUGGCGAAAUACUCCAUAAAGUCUCAUCGUAAGUUCUCGGCUCCUCGUCAUGGUUCCCUUGGGUUCUUACCACGUAAGAGAACGAAAAAGCAUCGAGGAAAAGUAAAGUCUUUCCCUAAAGAUGACGCUACCAAGCCUUGCCAUCUUACAGCAUUUAUGGCCUAUAAGGCUGGUAUGACUCAUGUCUUGCGUGAACCUGAUCGUCCUGGUUCAAAAAUGAAUAAGAAAGAAGUAGUAGAAGCUGUUACCAUCCUGGAAACUCCUCCAAUGGUUGUUGUAGGUGUCGUUGGCUAUAUUGAAACUCCUCGUGGCCUUCGUACUUAUAAGACCGUUUGGGCUGAACAUCUGAAUGAAGAAUGCAAGCGUCGCUUUUACAAGAACUGGUAUAGAUCAAAGAAGAAGGCCUUCACUAAAUCAUGUAAGAGAUAUGGAGACGCAAACGGCGUUCAAACGAUCGAACGUGAUUUCGAAAAAAUGAAAAAGUAUUGCAAAGUCAUCCGUGUUAUUGCACAUACUCAGAUAAGACUGGUCGCUUUACGACAAAAGAAAUCCCAUGUCAUGGAAAUCCAAGUUAACGGAGGUAAUAUCGUUGAAAAGGUAGACUAUGCCCGUGCUCUGUUAGAAAAAGAAGUACCAGCUGAUACCGUUUUUAGCCAAGAUGAAAUGAUUGAUAUAAUUGGUGCAACUAAAGGAAAAGGAUUUAGAGGCGUUACUUUCCGAUGGGGAACGAAGAAAUUACCACGGAAGACGCAUAAAGGUUUACGAAAGGUUGCAUGUAUUGGCUCUUGGCAUCCUAGUCGUGUUGGCUUUUCUAUUGCUCGCGCUGGUCAAACUGGUUACCAUCAUCGUACUGAAGUUAACAAGAAGAUUUACCGUAUUGGUUCUGGAAAAGAUGAAAAGAACGCUAGUACAGGAUAUGAUACGACUGUCAAGAAAAUUACUCCUGUGGGUGGAUUCCCUCAUUAUGGUGUAGUUACACAGGAUUACAUAAUGUUGAAAGGAUGUGUCAUGGGUCCUAAGAAAAGAGUCAUCACUUUACGAAAGUCUCGCCGUGUCCAUACUAGCCGUGUCGCAUUGGAGAAGAUUAAUUUGAAAUUUGUGGAUACAACAUCGAAAUUUGGCCAUGGAAGGUUCCAAACUCUUGAUGAAAAGAAAGCCUUUAUGGGAACCCUUAAGAAAGAUAUCGCAGCUACUGCAUAAAUUCGGCCAAUUACUGUUUAAUAGACGUGUCAUGUACUGUUGAGUAAUAAAUGAUUAAAAU
Trichoplax adhaerens is the source of this 1261-nucleotide messenger RNA. RefSeq lists its product as hypothetical. NCBI's taxonomy places the organism in Eukaryota, Metazoa, Placozoa, Uniplacotomia, Trichoplacea, Trichoplacidae. The record is from RefSeq and is a predicted model, not a curated record. Gene Ontology annotation, cellular component: cytosolic large ribosomal subunit; ribosome. Gene Ontology annotation, biological process: ribosomal large subunit assembly; translation. The coding region runs from base 1 to 1200 and encodes 399 amino acids. The transcript is spliced from 9 exons. Gene Ontology annotation, molecular function: RNA binding; structural constituent of ribosome.